Messenger RNA from Acomys russatus (golden spiny mouse), 3155 nucleotides. RefSeq names its product mitogen-activated protein kinase kinase kinase 7 (gene Map3k7). Bases 519 to 2030 code for a protein of 503 amino acids. Gene Ontology annotation, molecular function: magnesium ion binding; ATP binding; MAP kinase kinase kinase activity. NCBI's taxonomy places the organism in Eukaryota, Metazoa, Chordata, Mammalia, Rodentia, Muridae. The record is from RefSeq and is a predicted model, not a curated record. Gene Ontology annotation, biological process: JNK cascade; positive regulation of canonical NF-kappaB signal transduction; protein phosphorylation. The transcript is spliced from 17 exons.
GUUCUAGAUUUACAAUGUCACGUGGUACUCCAUAAUGGAAACUAAUUCUAGGAAUGAAGAUAGAAAAUACUGAUUUCCUUCAUUGAAAUUGGUCCUGCACAUUGUACAUUUCCCUCUCCAUACAGUAGAGCUGAGGCUCAAUGGUCGAAUCCUAGGAUUAGUUACAUUUUCAGAAUCAUGAUGUCAAAGUUGAAGAUCUGGCGUAGUGAAGCACAUGAACCAUAACUUGACAGUUGAGUGACUCACAGCGGCUCCAGUAAGUGCAGACAGGAUUGAAGCUACUACGUGCCGAAUAAAUUCAUUCUUGUUGGUUCAAAGUUUUAUCUAUAGUUGUCGGAAGAGGAGCCUUUGGAGUAGUUUGCAAAGCUAAGUGGAGAGCAAAAGAUGUUGCUAUUAAACAAAUAGAAAGUGAAUCUGAGAGGAAGGCUUUCAUUGUGGAGCUCCGGCAGUUAUCACGUGUGAACCAUCCUAAUAUUGUAAAGUUGUAUGGAGCCUGCUUGAAUCCAGUAUGUCUUGUGAUGGAGUAUGCUGAGGGAGGCUCUUUGUACAAUGUGCUGCAUGGUGCCGAACCAUUGCCUUAUUACACUGCCGCCCACGCCAUGAGCUGGUGUUUACAGUGUUCCCAAGGAGUGGCUUAUCUGCACAGCAUGCAGCCCAAAGCUCUAAUUCACAGGGACCUCAAGCCUCCAAACUUGCUGCUGGUUGCAGGAGGGACAGUUCUAAAAAUCUGCGAUUUUGGUACAGCUUGUGACAUCCAGACACACAUGACCAAUAAUAAAGGGAGUGCUGCUUGGAUGGCACCCGAAGUAUUUGAAGGUAGCAAUUACAGCGAAAAGUGUGAUGUCUUCAGCUGGGGUAUUAUCCUCUGGGAAGUGAUAACACGCCGGAAACCCUUUGAUGAGAUCGGAGGACCGGCUUUCCGAAUCAUGUGGGCUGUUCAUAAUGGUACUCGACCACCACUGAUCAAAAAUUUACCUAAGCCUAUUGAGAGCCUGAUGACCCGCUGUUGGUCUAAAGACCCUUCUCAGCGCCCUUCAAUGGAGGAAAUUGUGAAAAUAAUGACUCACUUGAUGCGGUACUUUCCAGGAGCGGAUGAGCCAUUACAGUAUCCUUGUCAGUACUCUGAUGAAGGGCAGAGCAACUCAGCCACCAGCACAGGCUCAUUCAUGGACAUCGCUUCUACAAAUACCAGUAAUAAAAGUGACACUAAUAUGGAACAAGUUCCUGCUACAAAUGAUACUAUUAAACGUUUAGAGUCAAAACUGUUGAAAAAUCAGGCAAAGCAACAGAGUGAAUCUGGACGGCUGAGCUUGGGACCCUCUCGUGGGAGCAGUGUGGAGAGCUUGCCCCCGACCUCUGAGGGCAAGAGGAUGAGUGCUGACAUGUCUGAGAUAGAAGCUAGGAUCAUUGCUACCGCAGCCUAUUCCAAGCCUAAACGGGGCCACCGUAAAACCGCUUCAUUUGGCAACAUUCUGGAUGUCCCCGAGAUCGUCAUAACAGGCAACGGGCAACCAAGGCGUAGAUCCAUCCAAGACUUGACUGUCACUGGGACAGAACCUGGUCAGGUGAGCAGUAGGUCAUCCAGUCCUAGUGUCAGAAUGAUCACUACCUCAGGACCAACCUCAGAGAAGCCAGCUCGAAGCCACCCCUGGACCCCUGACGAUUCCACAGAUACCAAUGGCUCAGAUAACUCCAUCCCAAUGGCGUACCUUACACUGGAUCACCAGCUACAGCCUCUAGCACCAUGCCCAAACUCCAAAGAAUCCAUGGCAGUGUUUGAACAACAUUGUAAAAUGGCACAGGAAUAUAUGAAAGUUCAAACUGAAAUUGCAUUGUUGCUACAGAGAAAGCAAGAACUAGUUGCAGAAUUGGACCAGGAUGAAAAGGACCAGCAAAAUACAUCUCGUCUGGUACAGGAACAUAAAAAGCUCUUAGAUGAAAACAAAAGCCUUUCUACUUACUACCAGCAAUGCAAAAAACAACUAGAGGUCAUCAGAAGCCAACAGCAGAAACGACAAGGCACUUCAUGAUUCUCUGGGACCGUUAAAUUUUAAAAUAUGCAAAGACCUUUUUUUAAGAAAAAACAAACCAUAUGACAAUUCAUGAGUGUUAGCUUUUUGGCGUGUUCUGAAUGCCAAAUGCCUGUAUUUGCUGCAUUAGUUACGUCAGUUAUUUUUCUUAUGGUGUCUUGUUGCGUAAGAUGAUAGCACCUGUGGCUUGGAAAGGCAAGUGUUCUCCGCUUCAGAGCACAUGCAGUGAACGUGGCUGUACAUGCAUGCUCCUGGUGUGAGACAGCGGACAGCUGGGAUGUCACACUGGCUACUGUGUGCAAGCAUCGUUCUUUUCUCUGUAGUAAAAGGUGGAACCUCACGGAUUUUCUUCUUAGAGCUCAUCUCAAAAAUCUGGUAUUAUGUUUCCCAAAAGGUGGUAUGCACCAACGUAAAGACAGGGUAUUAUAAAUAACUGGUGGUGCAUUCAUUACAAAGGACGGAACGUUUAGCUGAGUUCACAGACAGGGUUUUUUGCCAACACAUCCUGGAUCAAUAGUAAAUACAGUUCCAUCUGUUAAUGGUAAAGGUAAGUGGUGGCAGCUAUGUCUAAUAAAAGUGAGAUUAGUGACUUUUAUCAGGCUGAACAUCGUUCAUGAGAUGCUGAAUAACUGCUCUUUUUAUGCCCUAAGGAUUUUCAGUUCUGUGUGGAAACAGAGACUUUCUUGACUUUUAAUAUAUUAGCAAGCAGAUGAAACUUAAGAAAACAUGAUACAGCUUAAAUUAUCCUUGCAACAAUUACUAAACUGUUUUAUGAUAUAUUUGAAGAAAAUUAAAAAAUAAUAGAAACAAAUAUUUGGCCCUGCUUUAAAAAAAAAAAAGGCUUGAACUUAAAUGUCUGUUUAUGGUAACAAAUAAGGAACAAAGCAGGCAAAUCAGGAGACAUGAGUAAGGAAGAUUAAAAGAGUAAAAUUAAACCCACUUUCCAUAGGUAUUUGGAAGGUUGAUGCCUCUGAAGUCUGUUCUGGAAUGCCUGCUGCCUUCCCGUACUUUUAAAAGAAUUUCAACACUUACAAAGAGAGUAUUUAUAUUGUUAACAAUAAAUUUACUACCAGCCUUCAAAAAAUAACUUAAAGGUAAUAAUAAAAUGCCAUUGAAAAAAAUUAA